UCACCACCAUCACACAAAUCCUUAGCAAUGGCCCAACACAGUUUUCUUCUCAUCUACUUACUAUGCUUUGUUCUUGCACCCACAAUUCCAUUUUUAUGUGAUGCUGGCAAUGACAAUGGAGAUCAUAAACUUUACAUCGUAUACAUGGGUUCACUUCCUGAUGAGAGAGAUUCUUCUAAUUAUAAUUCCCCAACCUCUCACCACCUCAGCAUGUUGCAACAGGUUGUGGGUGGAAGCGACGUGACAAAGCACCAUGUUAUAAGCUACAAUAGGAGCUUCAAUGGUUUUGCAGCGAAACUCAGUGAAAAACAAAAGGAAAAUAUCGUUGCCAUGGAUGGUGUUGUUUCGGUUUUUCCGAGCAAAACUCUUCAGAUUCAAACUACAAGAUCAUGGGACUUUUUGGGGCUUCGGGAAUCGGUUAAAAGACAAACCAAAGAAGAGAGUGAUUUGGUGAUUGGAGUUAUCGACACCGGAAUCUGGCCAGAAUUAGAUAGUUUCUCUGACCAAGGUGUUGGUCCUAUUCCAGCGAAGUGGAAGGGUCAUUGCAAAGGUGGUGCAAACUUCACUUGCAACAAUAAGAUCAUUGGGGCACGAGCCUAUAGCUCUCCCCCAAACGUUACCGCAACUAAUGAUAACACUGUAAGAGACAUCGAAGGGCACGGAUCUCACACUGCAUCAACGGCAGCUGGAAACACAGUCAUUGGUGCAAGCUUUUACGGACUCGCACAAGGCACCGCAAGAGGUGCAGUUCCAUCUGCAAGGAUAGCUGCAUACAAAGUAUGCUACCCAAACCACGGCUGCGACGACGCUAAUAUUUUAGCAGCUUUCGAUGAUGCCAUCGCUGAUGGCGUCAACAUCUUGAGUGUCUCACUCGGGACUAACUAUUGUGUUGACUUAUUAAGCGACACCGUCGCAAUCGGUUCCUUCCAUGCCAUGGAGAGAGGGAUUCUCACAUUGCAGGCUGCAGGAAACUCUGGUCCUGCUUCACCCUCUAUUUGUAGUGUGGCGCCGUGGUUGUUGACCGUCGCCGCCAGCACCAUUGAUCGCCAAUUCAUUGACAAGGUCCUUCUCGGGAAUGGGAUGACAUUGAUUGGAAGGUCCGUGAAUGCCGUCGUUUCAAAUGGGACAAAGUUUCCUAUUGCUAAGUGGAAUGCAAGUGAUGAAAGGUGCAAGGGAUUUUCUGACUUGUGUCAAUGUCUAGGAAGCGAGAGCGUGAAGGGAAAGGUGGUUUUAUGCGAAGGCAGGAUGCAUGAUGAAGCGGCUUAUUUAGACGGUGCAGUUGGUUCAAUCACUGAGGAUUUAACAAACCCGGACAAUGACGUGUCUUUUGUCACUUAUUUUCCUUCAGUGAACCUAAAUCCAAAAGACUACGCUAUUGUCCAAAACUACACAAAUUCAGCAAAAAAUCCUAAAGCUGAGAUAUUGAAGAGUGAGAUUUUCAAAGAUCGCAGCGCUCCAAAGGUUGUUAGCUUCUCAUCCCGUGGGCCAAAUCCCUUGAUUCCGGAGAUCAUGAAACCGGAUGUGAGUGCCCCCGGGGUGGAUAUCUUGGCUGCGUGGUCACCUGAAGCGGCACCCUCAGAAUAUUCAAGUGAUAAGAGAAAGGUAAGGUACAAUGUGGUGUCUGGAACAUCAAUGGCAUGUCCUCAUGUUGCUGGAGUAGCCGCGUAUGUGAAAUCAUUUCACCCGGAUUGGUCACCGGCGACUAUUAAAUCCGCAAUCAUGACUACAUCAGAUCCCUUGAAUGGGAAUUAUAAUAUGAUUGGUGAGUUCUCUUAUGGAGCUGGGAAUGUCAAUCCUGUAAAAGCUAUUGACCCUGGGCUUGUAUAUGACAUUUCUAAGAAAGACUAUGUCAAAAUGCUUUGCAACUAUGGUUAUAGUGCUAAGAAAGUUAAGAUUGUUGCUGGAGAUCAUUCAGCUAGUUGUCAUGGAGUGGCACACAAUAGAAGCUUGGUGAAAGAUUUAAACUACCCUGCAAUAACAGUAAAUGUUGAGCCUUUAAAGCCUUACAUUAUCAAGGUUAAGAGAAUAGUGAUGAAUGUUGGCUUUCCUCCCAACUCGACCUACAAGGCUACUAUCUCGCCGAAUCCGAAAAUGAACAUCACAGUGGAGCCUGAAGUUCUGAGGUUCAAAUCGUUGCAUGAGAAACAUUCUUUUGUUGUCACUGUUGCUGGAGGAGGAUUGCAAAGAGAUAGUGCAAUUUCCUCAUCACUUGUGUGGUCAGAUGGCAAACAUAAUGUGAAGAGUCCAAUUAUUGUGCUUGUCUCCUAGAACAUGUUGAUUAUGGCAUUGUGAAAUCUGGAAUGAAUUAUUAUCAUGUAGGCCUGAAAUAUAAACAUACUAAAGAAAUAUAUUGAAACAUUCGCUACAGAAUAAGGUUCUGGUACCAAUUAAAAGAGUAUAUUUUAUUAGUUAUGAAAAUCUUGUAUUGUAUUUGCAUGAAUUGGGUACUAACUACAGCAAAAGAAGCUUUUCUCAAAAUAAA
This is a messenger RNA of Lotus japonicus, 2482 nucleotides long. Its product is annotated as subtilisin-like protease SBT4.3. Gene Ontology annotation, biological process: proteolysis. Lineage: Eukaryota; Viridiplantae; Streptophyta; Magnoliopsida; Fabales; Fabaceae. The record is from RefSeq and is a predicted model, not a curated record. The coding region runs from base 28 to 2268 and encodes 746 amino acids. Gene Ontology annotation, molecular function: serine-type endopeptidase activity. The transcript has 3 exons.